Molecule: messenger RNA, 1105 nt
Organism: Styela clava
Lineage: Eukaryota; Metazoa; Chordata; Ascidiacea; Stolidobranchia; Styelidae
Source: RefSeq, a predicted model, not a curated record
UAUGUUUGAAAUCAUAUUAAUUUAGGGCAAUCAAAAAUAUCUUGAACAGAAUGUCGGUUCUUUCUGCUAUUCUCAAAACACUUUUUGUGAGUUUUGGAAUUGGUGGAAAAAUCAUCAGCAAUGAACGUGAACUAAACUCGGACGCUCAACAACAACCCAGUAAGUGUAGACGAAUCUCAGUUUCGGGAUGAAUGGGCAGAAAAACUACAUAAAAUAAACUUGGAAACUGGCGAAAAAACUGACAUGUGCACUGCUUUAGUAAACGGAUUUGGUGGAAGACCUGCAGGAUGCCAAUCAGAUAAAUUCGACAACAUUUGGAUUGCGGAUUUUAGACUAGGACUUCUCAAGUAUUCACCUGGAAGUAACGAUUGUCAACUGGUGAGCAACAAGGACGAUGAUGGAAACCUUCUUCAUGGCUGUAGCGAUCUUGUUUUCGAUAAAAAUGGUAAUUUAUGGAUCACGGCACCCGGUUCGGAGGUAGCUCCAGCACAAGGGGAAGAAGCACCGACAUUUACGAUAAUUGGCGGAAAUUUAUAUUUCCUUGAACAAGGUCACUCGACUCCAAAAGCGAUGAAUGAAUCAUUCCAAUUUGUGAACGGAAUUGCUAUAAAGGAUGAUUUACUAUUGGUGGCCGAAACAAUGAAGAGGCGCAUUAUAGCAUUUGACAUCGUAUCGAAAGGAGAACUGGCCAAUAGACGAGUUUGGGCUACUUUGCCAAAAGCUGUAUACAAUAAUCCUAUGAAAAUUGGCGGACCGGAUGGAAUUUGAUAAUCGUGGACGACUGCUGGUAACACAUCAUGGAAGCAGUCACAUUGAAGUUUUUUCAGCAACUGGAGUUUUAGAAGCCAGAAUCAAAUGUCCAUUUUCAAAACCCAGUAAUUUGCAAUUCAAACCUGGUAGUCGAACCUUCUACGUUACAGAACAUGAAUUUGAUGGAGUUUGGGAGUACCAGUGGGAAACUGAGGGGAGGCCAAUGAACUAUUUGAAUAAAUAAUAUUAAACGAGUAAUAUUUGUAGCUGUAUGACAGUACUAUGCUCUUAUACAGAAAUAAGAAGAAUUUCAUAUGGUUUUGUGCAUUGAAUUGUGCUUGUGGCGAAUACCUAG